This is a messenger RNA of Equus caballus (horse), 10001 nucleotides long. RefSeq names its product marker of proliferation Ki-67 (gene MKI67). Gene Ontology annotation, molecular function: protein binding. Gene Ontology annotation, biological process: regulation of mitotic nuclear division; regulation of chromosome segregation. NCBI's taxonomy places the organism in Eukaryota, Metazoa, Chordata, Mammalia, Perissodactyla, Equidae. Gene Ontology annotation, cellular component: nucleus; chromosome. The record is from RefSeq and is a predicted model, not a curated record.
GCGAGGGCGGCGGCGGGGGGAGCGGGGACUGCGGCCGCGGCGGAGGGGGGCGCGGGACCGGGCGGAGUCCCGGUUCCUGUAGAGCGUGGCGGGCGGUGGACACAGGUGGACUCGUCGCCGGCUCCUCAAGGUGCGGACUUGGGUUGCGCCUUGACAAGCAGUGGACCCACUGGUGACGGUGCGGGCGACUCGUCCUUGUGCAAGAGUGGCUUGUAAGUUUGCUGCAGCAAACCUUUUGAUGCCUGACCUUCCCAUACGGAUUAUACUCCAAAUCUUGUUUAGAAAAUGGGUUCUACAGGACGCCUUGUUACCAUCAAAAGGAGCGGGGUCGACGGUCCCCACUUCCCUUUGAGCCUCAGGACCUGCUUGUUUGGAAGGGGUGUGGAAUGUGACAUCCGUAUCCAGCUUCCUGUAGUGUCAAAGCAGCAUUGCAAAAUUGAAAUCAAUAAGCAAGAAGCAAUAUUGUUUAAUUUCAGUACCACAAAUCCUACACGAGUAAAUGGAUCUACUUUUGAUAAACCUGUACAACUAAAACAUGGGGAUGUGAUAACCAUUGUUGAUCGAUCUUUCAGGUAUGAAAAUGAAAAUGAAAGUCAUCAGAAUGGAAACGAGUCAACUGAGUUUCCUGGACAAAGACGUGAACAGGGAUCUCUCCGUCGGGCCUCAAGAUCGAGCUUCUCUCCGGACCCUGACGGGAAAGUUCAAGAUUCUGAUGCCCGUUCAAAACUCACUGAAGAGAGUGUUUCAGCAAGGGCUCUGGUACACGUGAAGAAUGUCGAAGCAGCUGAUACUGUCUCCGAUGAUUCAGAAGAUCAUGUUGCCAGGAAAACACCUACUGUUCUUCAUUCUUCAGGACUUCCUGGAGACAACUGCAGAAAUGCAAUGGAUCCCCCUCCUGGGGAUUUGAAAGAAGAUUCCAGUGUGACGUUAGUGAGCCGUAAUGGAGAAGUGAAGUCUGUUCCGUCUACACAGUGUCUUAGGAAGAGUGAAAACAAUGACUCUCCCUUUAGGAAGCUUUACGAGUCAAUGAAGGAAGAGUUAGACGGGAAAUCAGAAAAAGAAAAUGUUCUGUGGAGUCGUAGAAAAUCAGGAUCACAGAGUCAUUGCCCAACAGAAAACAAAAGUGCUGGUGGUUUACAGGGCGGGACACGAGUGUUGGUCUCACUUAAAUCCAGACCGAAAUCGGGUGGAAGUACUCAAAUUAAGGCAGACCCUGUUUCGGCAGAACAAGGAAGUAGCCAGACUGAGGAGAAGACAACUGACGAGGAGCCUGUUCAGACUCCCCAGGAGACCACGAGUCCCAGCGGUCCCCACCUGGAGACGCCGGGCACCAAGACCCCGGCACAGCCUUCACACCGGAGUUCCUCACGGAGGCGUCCGAGUGAAGACCGGAGUGUUAGCCAAGGGAGCGAGUCUGUGAAUCCGGGUCAGAGGGAAGGCUUCAGGGCAGAUAAUAAAACCUUUACUCCUCGGAGGUCCUUAACUAGAAAUCAGACACCCACUAACGUUGAAAAUGCUGGUAAUUUUGGAAAUACUCCAGAAAAGCUCUUUUCCAAAAAGAGGAAGAGUCUGCCAACAAAUGUUGACGUUCUUACUACAGAAACAGAAAUUCAAAAUCAAACUAUUUUAGCUCCAUUGCUCGUUCAAGUUGAAGGGAAGAUUCAAAACGAUGCCCUCCACAAGCCUGAGAAACUGGACACCGCAGCUGGACAGACGCGCUCCGGGUCACCUGACCUUAGUUCAGUCGAUGUCGGCAAGUUCGGUGACUCCAUUAAUAAGGUGGAGGGAAUGUCCUUGAAAAGAAGGAGGGUGUCCUUUGGUGGUCAUCUGAGACCUGAACUAUUUGAUGAAAACUUACCUCCUAAUACGCCUCUCAAAAGAGGAGAAACACCGAUGAAAAGGAGAUCUCUUGCUACCCACACUCCAACUGUCCUGAAGAAAAUCAUCAAGGAACAGUCUCAACCAUCAAGAAAAGAAGAUUCUCCUUCCAAAAUCCAUUUGGAAGUGACCACACAAAACGUGGUUAAGAGCUCUCCAGCUCAGAAUCCUACCAAAACUUCUCCAGUUGCGAAUGAUCAGCGCCGUACGUCGUCCAAGGCGUCUUCUGUCUCCAGUGGCAGCAAAUCUCCUUGUCAGACAGAUACUCCUAAGAGAGGAGGGAGAAGGAGCAGCAGCUUACCUUCAAAGAGAAUGUCCACCGAUCGCAGCCAACAUGAAAUCUUACAGAUGAUUUAUUCCAAAAGAAGGAGUGGUGCUUCUGAAGCCAAUUUAAUUGUGGCAAAAUCGUGGGCAGACGUGGUAAAACUUGGCGCCAAACAAACACAAACUAAAGUCGUUAAACGUGGCCCUCAAAGGCAGCUGAACAAAAGACAGAAAAGGAUAAAUACUCCAAAGAAGCCUACUGGCAGCGUUCACAAUCAAUUUAGUACAGGCCAUGCAAACUCUCCUUGCACCAUAGUCAUAGGGAAAGCUCACAUCGAGAAAGUAAACGUGCCUGCUCGUCCCUACAGAAUGCUGAACAACUUUGUCUUCAACAAAAAAAUGGACUUUAAUGAAGAUCUUUCAGGGCUCACUGAAAUGUUCAAGACUCCAGCAAAAGAGAGGCCACAAAGGAGGAGUGUAUGUCCCAUCACCUUUUCGAAUUCAGAGGAUUUGCUUGGAAAAAAGUUUCAAGUACCCAAUUCAGAAGAAAAUCCUUUGCUAUGUGCUUCAGAAAAUUUUGGAGAGAGUAUGUUCCCCAGUACUCAGAAUGCACCAAAAGAGCUGUCGGAUAAAAUUUCUGCAAGCCCUGCCUCCUCCAAACAACAGAAUAUGAAAGUAAAUGAAGAUAUGGAGAAAACUCCCAGGAACAUGCAUAAAAUGACAGGUGCUGAGAUGAAGACUCCAGUAUCUGAGGCAGAGCCUAUGCAGGCAGUAGCAAGCGCAAACACAUCUAGGAGGUCUGUGGGGCUCAGAAAUAGACUGACACCAGGCACAGAGGGUAAGAACCAAGAAAUGGAAACUGGCACCACGGGGAACAUCUUGGGACGACGUCUGCGGAAAACACCACUACAAGAACAGAAGCUAGAGGGAGAGAUGCAGGAGAGUGAGAGAUCUUUUGAGAUGUGUAAGAAAAUCAUUGAGUCAAAAGAGAACUCUGAAAAGAUGGUAGCUGUGAGGAGAUCAAGAAGGUCUUCAGAGCUGAAAUGGGAACCAACAGCAGACCUGGCUGCCCUCAAGAAAUUGCACGAGAGAGAACCGAAGGAUGACCUGCUGGACAUCCACAGUGUCCUCCAAACCCCAGACCAGGCUGUGAAACCGGUGGAUGUGGAGCACGUAACCACAAAGAUGCGCCGCAAAUCUCCUAAACCAGAACCAGCCAACACGCCAACAAGGACAAAUAUACGGCUCCAGACACCGCCCCACAAAGUGGAUGGAGAAGGCCUCUCAGCACUCAGCAAGGCCACACAGACUCCAGGGGAAAUUACACACACACACAGAGAACCAGUAGAUGAUGAAAAGAGCAUCAAAUUGUUUAAGGAAACUGCAAAGCAGGAAGUGGAUCCUGCAGCAAAUGUAACUGGGAGCAAGAGGCGGCCAAGAACACCUAAGGGAAAGACUCCACCCCUAGAAGACCUGGCUGGCUUCAGAGAGCUCUUCCAAACGCCAGUUCACAUCAAGGAACCAAUGACUGAUGACAAAACCACUAAAAUACUCUACCAAUCUCCACAACCAGAACCAGUCAUCGUAUCAACCAGGAUGAGCAGACGACUCAAGACACCUCUGCGGAAAGUGGACGUAGAGGAAGAGCUCUCAGCACUCAGGAAGCCCACACAAACACCAGGAGAAAGCUCGCUCUCACACAAAGAACCAGUAGGUGCAGUGUCUGAGGAAGCUCCAGAACAGAAACUGGACCCUGCAGAAAAUGUAACUGGGAGCAAGAGGCGAACAGGAACACCCAAGAAAAAGAUCUGUUCCCUGGAAGACCUGCUUGGCUUCACAGAGCUCUUCCAAACCCCAGAUCACACCAAGGAACCAGUGACUGAUGACCAAACCACUAAAAUAUCCUGCAAAUCUCCACAAGCAGAACCAGUUGACACACCAACAAGCAGAAAGAGAAGCCUCAAGACACCUCCCCAGAGAGCAGACACAGAGAAAGAGCUCUCAGCACUCAGGAAGCCCAUGCAAACACCAGGAGAAACUGUGCACACACACGGAGGACCAGUAGAUGAAGAUAAAGACAUCAAAUUGUUAAAGGAAACUCCAAAGCUGAGACUAGACUCAGAAAAAAAUGAAACUGGAAGCAAAAGGCUGCCAAGAAAACCUAAAGAAAAGGCCCAACCCUUAGAAGACCUGGAUGGCCUCAAAAUGCUCUUCCAAACACCAGAUCACACCAAGGAACCAGUGACUGAGGAGAAAACCACCAGAAUACCCUGCAAAUCCCCACAAGCAGAACCAGUCAACAUGCCAACAAGCAGAAGGAGACAGCCUAGGGCACCUCCCCAGAAGGUGGAAGAGCAGGAACAUCUGUCAGCAGGCAAGAUGCCCACACAAGCCCUGGGGGAGACAACGUGUUCACACGGAGAACCAGUAGAUGAUGGCAAAGACAUCAGAGCGUUUAAGGAAACUGCAGAGCAGGAACUGGAUCCUGCAGCAAAUGUAACUGGAAGCAAGGGGCGGCCAAGAACACCUAAGGGAAAGACUCCACCCCUAGAAGACCUGGCUGGCUUCAGAGAGCUCUUCCAAACGCCAGUUCACAUCAAGGAACCAAUGACUGAUGACAAAACCACUAAAAUGCUCUACCAAUCUCCACAACCAGAACCAGUCAUCGUAUCAACCAGCAUGAGCAGACGACUCAAGACACCUCUGCGGAAAGUGGACGUAGAGGAAGAGCUCUCAGCACUCAGGAAGCCCACACAAACACCAGGAGAAAGCUCGCUCUCACACAAAGAACCAGUGGGUGAUGACAAAGGCAUUGCUGUGUCUGAGGAAGCUCCAGAACAGAAACUGGACCCUGCAGAAAAUGUAACUGGGAGCAAGAGGCAAACAAGAACACCCAGGAAGGACACCCAGCAUUCCCUGGAAGACCUGCUUGGCUUCACAGAGCUCUUCCAAACCCCAGAUCACGCCAAGGAACCAAUGACUGAUGACCAAACCACUAAAAUAUCCUGCAAAUCUCCACAAGCAGAACCAGUUGACACACCAACAAGCAGAAGGAGAAGCCUCAAGACACCGUCCCAGAAAGUGGACACAGAGAAAGAGCUCUCAGCACUCAGGAAGCCCAUGCAAACACCAGGAGAAACUGUGCACACGCACAGAGGACCAGUAGAUGAUGACAAAGACAUCAGAUUGUUAAAGGAAACUCCAAAGCUGAGACUAGACUCAGAAGAAAAUGUGACUGGAGGCAAAAGGUUGCCAAGAAAACCUAAAGAAAAGGCCCAACCCCUAGAAGACCUGGAUGGCCUCAAAAUGCUCUUCCAAACACCAGAUCACACCAAGGAACCAGUGACUGAGAAGAAAACCACCAGAACACCCUGCAAAUCCCCACAAGCAGAACCAGUCAACACACCAACAAGCGGAAGGAGAAAGCUUAGGCCACCUCCCCAGAAGGUGGAAGAGCAGGAACAUCUGUCAGCAGGCAAGAUGCCCACACAAGCCCUGGGGGAGACAACGUGUUCACACGGAGAACCAGUAGAUGAUGGCAAAGACAUCAGAGCGUUUAAGGAAACUGCAGAGCAGGAACUGGAUCCUGCAGCAAAUGUAACUGGAAGCAAGAGGCGGCCAAGAACACCUAAGGGAAAGACUCCACCCCUAGAAGACCUGGCUGGCUUCAGAGAGCUCUUCCAAACGCCAGUUCACGCCAAGGAACAAAUGACUGAUGACAAAACCACUAAAAUACUCUACCAAUCUCCACAACCAGAACUAAUCAUCGUAUCAACCAGGAUGAGCAGACGACUCAAGACACCUCUGCGGAAAGUGGACGUAGAGGAAGAGCUCUCAGCACUCAGGAAGCCCACACAAACACCAGGAGAAAGCUCGCUCUCACACAAAGAACCAGUGGGUGAUGACAAAGGCAUUGCUGUGUCUGAGGAAGCUCCAGAACAGAAACUGGACCCUGCAGAAAAUGUAACUGGGAGCAAGAGGCAAACAAGAACACCCAGGAAGGACACCCAGCAUUCCCUGGAAGACCUGCUUGGCUUCACAGAGCUCUUCCAAACCCCAGAUCACGCCAAGGAACCAAUGACUGAUGACCAAACCACUAAAAUAUCCCGCAAAUCUCCACAAGCAGAACCAGUUGACACACCAACAAGCAGAAGGAGAAGCCUCAAGACACCGUCCCAGAAAGUGGACACAGAGAAAGAGCUCUCAGCACUCAGGAAGCCCAUGCAAACACCAGGAGAAACUGUGCACACACACAGAGGACCAGUAGAUGAUGACAAAGACAUCAGAUUGUUUAAGGAAACUCCAAAGCUGAGACUAGACUCAGAAGAAAAUGUGACUGGAGGCAAAAGGUUGCCAAGAAAACCUAAAGAAAAGGCCCAACCCCUAGAAGACCUGGAUGGCCUCAAAAUGCUCUUCCAAACACCAGAUCACACCAAGGAACCAGUGACUGAGGAGAAAACUACCAGAAUACCCUGCAAAUCCCCACAAGCAGAACCAGUCAACAUACCAACAAGCAGAAAGAGACAGCCUAGGGCACCUCCCCAGAAGGUGAAUGAGAAGGAAGAUAGAUCAGCACGUAGGAAGCCCACACAAACCCUGGGGAGAACGACGCGAUCACGCAGAGAACCAGUCAGUGGUGAUAAAGACAGCAAAGUGUUUGAGGAGACUGCAAGGCAGGAACAGGGCCCUCCAGCAAGUGUAACUGGAAGCAAGAGGCAGCCAAGAAGAGCUAAGGAAAAGGCCCAGCCACUCGAAGACCUGGAUGGCCUCACAGAUGUCAUCCAAACACCUGAUCACACAGAACAUGAGAUCAAAAUGACUGAGGACAAAACCACAAAAAUGCCCUGCAAAUCUCUGCAAGUGGAGCCAGUCAUGGUGCCAACAGGUAGAAAGAGACGGCUCAGGGCACCUGCCCAGAAAGUGGAUGUAGAGGAUGAGCUCUCAGCACGCAGGAAGCCCACACAAACGCCAGGGGAAAUCACACACACAUACGGACAGCCAGCAGGUGAUGAUAAAGACAUCAAAGUCUUUAAGGAAACUCCACGGCAGGAAUUGGACCCUGAAGAAAAUGUAACUAGAAGCAAGAAGCAGCCAAGAAUCCCUAAGAAAAAGGCCCAGCCCCUCGAAGACCUGAAUGGCCUCGAAGAGCUCAUACAAAUGCCAGAUCACACAGACGAACCAAUGACUGAGGACAAAACCACAAAAAUGCUCGGCAAAUCUCCCCAAGUGGAACUAGUCAUGGCGCCACCAAGCAAGAAGAGAAGGCUCAGGGUACCUCCCCAAAAUGUGGAUGAGCAGGAAGUUCCAUCAGCAGGCAGGAAACCCACACAAACCCUGGGGAGAACGACACGCUCACGCAGGGGACCAGUCGAUGGUGAUAAAGACAUCAAAGUGUUUGAGGAAACUGCAAGGCGGGAAUUGGACCCUACAGCUAGUGUAACUGGAAACAAGAGGCAGCUAAGAAUCCCUAAGGAAAAGGCCCAGCCACUCGAAGACCUGGCCAGGUAUAAAGAGGUCCUCCAAAUGCCAGCUCAUGCCAAGAAACUGGGAACUGAUGCUGAGACCAUUAAGGUAACGCCAACGCAAACGCCAGACAGAAGAGAACCUGUGAAAAUGUCCAGGAGAGUCCUUAGGGCCCGUAAGACAAAACCCAUGGACGAUCUGGUGGGCACCAGGGAGCCUGUGCAAUCACAAAGGGGAAGCAGAGUUUCCCCGUCCCCCAAGAGGAAAGGUGGGAAACAUGGAAGUGUCACAGGAAGGAAGAGGCUGCGCUCCGUGACGACUCCGCCGGAAAUGGCAGAAGAGAAGCCACUCCAGAAGAAACAGAGGACAGCUCCCGGAGAGACACUCACACCCUCUGAACCCUCCAUAGCAGAGAAGAGAAUUCUGAGGAUUUUGGCAAAGAGGAUUGAACCUGUGGAAGAGCUGCCCAGCAACACGAAAACUGAAAAAAAGGGCCAAAGAGUGGAAGAUGCGACUGCUCCAAAUAAGGGAAUGUCCCUGCGCUCCAGACGCCCAAAUAAAACCACUGUAGAAGAGCAAAGAACUGAGUUUCUCAUAUCAGCAGAAAAGAUUAAAAUAAAGAGGAAUGAAAAGAAGCCCAUGAAUACCUCCCAAGAGAUGAAGCUACAAAACCCAGAAGAUGGAGCCAAGAAUUCUACAUCUGGGGGCCAAGUCCAUGAGAGUAGAAUGGGUUUGAGAUCUGGAAGACAGAAUAAGAUGCCCUUACCCAAUGUAGCAGAGGAGAAAGUCAGGAAGAAAAGGGUGGAAAUCCACGUGGAGAGUCAGAAGGAGAAAGAAGCAACAGGACAUUCGGACUCCAAGAGUUUGAGAUCGAGAAAGAUUACAAUCCCUCCUAAAGGAAACACUCUAGAGGGUGAAUCGGAACAGAGAGUGACUCGGAGGGCCAACAGACGUGCCGAAACCACGAAAACGGAUAACGACAAUGUGUGCAUCAAGAAAAUAAGGACCAGAAGUCGUCGGGACAAUGAAGAUGUUUAGCUAAGAAGUUUAAAAGGGGGAAAAAAGUAAUACAUUUAAUUUAGUGAUAAGUUCUAGUAUAAUAUUUGCUGUAAAUUUAAAAGUGAAUUCUGUAAAUAGUGCUAUCUGGUUGUUUAAGAGAAGAAAGCUUAGAAAUUUCUAGGUCUGAAUUGUCUAUUCAAAAACCCCACAUGGAGAUUAUGAAGGGGACAACUGGGUCUCAUAAAAUGACAAAAAUUUAAAACUUGGGGGUGGGAAGUAGGAGUUUGGGCCAAAGGAUGCCCUUUAACUCUGCAAGUGAAGCCGGGAAGUUUAUCCCCCAAGUCGAUCCCCAAUAACUGUGGGCUCUAGCACUUGCUUUGUACAUGCUUCUGUGUUUGUCUGUGUCCUCCAUCAGAAUGUAAACGGCAGAGGCUUCUAUCCUUGUUGUAUCCCCCACACCAGGCAGGCACUCAGGAAACGUUCAUGAGUGGAUGGAUGAGUAGAUUAAUGAAACUUACAAGAUCUGUCUUUACAAUGGCGGAGACAUUUGGUUCAUACACUAGGGCUAUUUAUCAUCAGCAGGACAGUCCGAUCUUGGUGUCUUUAUCCCUUAAGGGAAUGAAAUUGUAGAUUGGAGGAUGGUUUGUGAGCCCAUCUUCAGCAUAAAGGUGUUACUUUAUUUAAGGAAUGUCUGGUGGCUUGCCUUUUUCACUUUAAAAAUAUUUGUCUAAACUGGACUGCUUUUGUCUGAGAAGCCAUCCACUCACUAGCUCUUAGGGCCAUGGGCCAGAGUGCCCCUCCCUUCCAAACUGUGACACCCCUCUUAGCUUCUCUGCUUUGGCAUCAUUUACAUCUUCUGAGCUUUCUACUGGAUCUGCUCCCACCUGUGCUUUUUCUCACCACACCUGUUGACCUGACUUAGUGCCCAGCAUGCCACCUCGUACAGGAAGCCAUACAUACUCUCCCCCUAAAGCACAGCCGUUUCUGACAGCGGCAGAGCACGAGGCUUCUUCACCCACGGUUUCCAAAUUGCUUACUUGCAAGCAGUUGCCUCCUACAUCUCAUUUUAAGCCCAGGCUUCUUUCUUCAGUUUCAGACCCAUACAUCAAACUGCUGGGCAUCUCCAUUUUUAUAUUCCACUUGUCCUCCUGUUCUUCUUGCUCUGCUCCCUAAAUCAGAAGAGAGCACACCUUCUCUCCAGUCACCUGUCCGGAGGCCUCCCCAUUCACCUGCUUUCCAGUUUGAGCUGAGGAUGGAAAACAAGAGAGGGGGCUGUCCCCUAGACUAUGAACUGCAAUGCCCAGGCCCUGUCUGUCCACUCUUAUAUCCCCAAAGUCUGGUGUGGAGCCAGGUGUACACAGUAAUAAAUAUUUGCUGAAUAAACAUGAAUCUCUGCG